AUGCUGCUCUCCCACUACAUCCUCCGCGCUCUCGGCAGCGCGGCCACCGCCCAAGCAACCACCCUCCUCCCAGUCCACAACAUAACCCACGCUCCAGUUCGUUUCGAAAACCUCGCCGUCCGUUCCAACGGCCAGAUACUCACCACUACCACCUCCCCCAAUGCAAGCGUCUAUCUUGUCGACCCGCUAGGCAUCCUCCCCACGACACUCAUCCACACCGUGCCCAAUGUCAGCAGUGCGACGGGCAUCGCGGAGGGGAAAAUCGAGGACGUGUUCUACUUCGUAUCCGGCACGAUCAACAUAACGACUCCGAAUGUGACGUUCCCAGAGACAUACUCCAUCACUGAGAUCGAUGUGCGCGGUGUAUCCAUUCUUCCAAAUGGCACAUUGACAAACAAUCCUCGAGUCAAGCGUGUCGCAAGUCUGCCUGGAGCGUCCCUUCCCAACGGUGUCGCCUUCGCCGGUCCAGAUUCCGAUCACAUCCUCACGGCCGACUCCUUCCACGGUCUCAUCUGGAACAUCGACGUCUGCAGUGGCGAGUUAGGCGUUACGUUGAACGACUCCUCCACUAAAGGCGUCGCAUUGUCUGGUCAGGCUUUCACGGGGAUCAAUGGCCUCAAGGUCCAAGAUGGCAUCAUGUACUGGACCAACACCGGCGCCAGUAAAAUGUACAAAGUCGCCGUUGAUGACGUUGGGCGCGUGAGAGACGGUCAGACACCAACAUUGGUCACAUCCGACCUAACGUGCGACGAUCUCGUGAUCGAUUGCAAGGGUAAUGCGUAUGUUGCAGGUCCAAGGGAUGUGCUCACGAGAGUGUAUCCGAACGGCGAGAAAGAGAUUGUCGCAGGGACGUACAAUUCGACGACGAGUUCGUUGGUGGGGCCUACGGCAGUGAGGUUUGGUAGGCUGGAGUCGGAUCGUUGGAGUUUGUAUAUUACGACGAAUGGAGGUGUCGGACAGAAUGUUGUGGGAACGGAGGGGAUAUAUAGGGUAGAUCUGGGAGCGGUGGCUUGA
Molecule: messenger RNA, 1014 nt
Organism: Zasmidium cellare ATCC 36951
Lineage: Eukaryota; Fungi; Ascomycota; Dothideomycetes; Mycosphaerellales; Mycosphaerellaceae
Exons: 1
Coding region: 1-1014 (337 amino acids)
Source: RefSeq, a predicted model, not a curated record